GAGACUUCAGUCUCCCUCCAGACACGACCUCGAGCUCAUCAACAUGGUGAAUCGCAAUCCGGUGAUAAAGUACACGAAGAUUUUUAUCAACAAUGAAUUUGUUGACGCAGCAAGUGGAAAAACAUUUCCGAGCAUCAAUCCAGCAACAGAAACUGUCGUCGCACAGAUAUCCGAAGGUGAUAAGGCCGACGUAGAUAAAGCAGUUAUCGCAGCAAAAAGUGCAUUCCAACCAGGAUCACCCUGGAGACGCCUAAAACCCGGUGAUCGCGGUAUUCUCCUCAAUAAGUUGGCAGAUUUGAUAGACCGCGAUGCUGAAGAGAUUGCGAGUAUCCAAACGUUGGAGAACGGCAAGCCCUGGAAGAUGGCACUGGGUGAAAUCCGAGUGUCAGCAGCGGUGCUGAGGUACUACGCUGGUUGGGCUGAUAAAAUUCACGGGGAAACCGCGGAAACAGAUGACAAGAGCGUGGUGAUGACCAGGAGGGAGCCAAUAGGUGCUGUUGGACAGAUUACACCGUGGAAUGGACCAAUUGCUCUUCUGGGGUUCAAGUGGGGUCCAGCACUGGCUGCUGGAUGCACCAUAGUUCUGAAACCUGCGGAGCAGACCCCGUUGUGUACCCUCCAUGUCACCGCUUUGACGAGGGAAGCUGGAUUUCCACCUGGUGUUAUCAACGUCGUUCCUGGAUAUGGACCCACUGCUGGCGCCGCUGUCUCUGAACAUCCGGACAUCACGAAAGUUGCCUUCACCGGAUCUGUCGAGGUUGGAAAAAAAAUAAUGAUAGCUUCGGGUACCACAAACCUGAAGCGCGUGACGCUGGAGCUCGGUGGGAAGAGUCCCCUCGUCAUCUUCGAUGAUGCCAAUGUUGAUGAAGCUGUUAAAAUAGCCCACAACGCAAUCUUCGCAAAUUCUGGACAAAUUUGCAUUGCAGCCUCACGGGUUUUCGUUCAAUCAAAGAUCUACGAUGAAUUCGUCAAGAAAUCAAAAGCAAUGGCGCUGAAAAGAAAACUCGGUGAUCCAUUUGAUCCCACGACUGAGCAAGGACCACAGGUUGACGAUGAGAUAUUCGAAAGGGUCAUGGGUUAUCUCAAGGUAGGAGUAGCGGAAGGAGCAACUCUGGAAGUCGGUGGGAAGAGAUUUGGAACACUUGGGUAUUACAUUCAGCCCACAAUCUUCUCAAACGUCAAGGACAACAUGAGAAUUGCUCGUGAGGAGAUAUUUGGACCUGUUCAAUCGAUUUUCAAAUUCGAUACGAUGGAGGAAGUCAUCAAACGAGCCAAUGACACCACUUAUGGUCUCGGUGCUGGUGUUAUCACCAAUGAUAUCAAUAAAGCUCUCAAAUUCGCUCAAGCUGUUGAAUCAGGAAGUGUUUGGAUCAACCAGUACGACGCCAUCUGCCCACAGGCGCCAUUCGGUGGAUGGAAGCAAUCAGGAAUUGGACGUGAAUUGGGCGAAGAGGCAUUGAACAGUUAUUUGGAGACUAAAUCAAUCCACAUCAGGCUGUCUUAAAGAAACAUUAUUUAUCCAAUAAAUAAUAGACUUGGAUCAUUUUUUUUUGGUAGAUAUAAUUAAUAAUUUGUAAAAUCAAGAAUGUUUCAGCUAUUUAUGAAACAGUAUCUGAAGAGAUCACGGGACAGGGUUAUUCAAGGAUUACGACCGAUGAUUCGUUGAACCGUGAAGCCAUAAAUAAACAAUAAUUACAGAAAAUAAUGGAAUUGAGAUGAGUGAAUUGAAAAUGCGAGGAGUGUGAGGUGUUUAAAGGCCGUGGAUGAGCACUAGAUCUUGUUCAGUCCAAAAUUAGUGCUCUCAUCUCGUUCAGUCGAAGCCUUUUGUUAUAAAAAAAAUUGUUUAACUCUCGGAGCUAGUGGAUUACACGGGGAUCAUGACGAUUGACUUCGAGCAGACAGUAAUCAAGUAAACUAACAGAUUGUUUAAUUGUUUAAUCAUUGUUCACUUGAAUUGUCCAGUUAUUCAUUCAACUUUCAAUUUUUAAUCCCCAAUUUUCAAAUCAAUUUUUAAAAUUGAUAAAUUAUAUAUUUUAUUUUAUUAAUUUAUGGAUAUAUUAAAAAAAAAUUCACGGCCAUUUGUUACGGGGUCGUAAUUGUUCCCUUUACGAUCGUCACUAAUGACAGAGACAAUCCAAUAAUUAACUCGAUUUUUUCUCGUACGAUCACCGGAAUUUUCUGAAAUCCUUACGUCACUCAACUCAAAAGUCAUGAAAAAUAUUCAGAAUCUUCAGAUUGAACUUCACUCCUGCAUGAUCAUUCAACUCCUUGUGAAUUGUUCCUGAAAUGUUUAUGAAAUGUAUUGAAAAAAUAAAAUGAAAACCCAAAUCAUGAAUCAAUUAAA
Molecule: messenger RNA, 2344 nt
Organism: Fopius arisanus
Lineage: Eukaryota; Metazoa; Arthropoda; Insecta; Hymenoptera; Braconidae
Product: aldehyde dehydrogenase, cytosolic 1
Exons: 9
Coding region: 44-1504 (486 amino acids)
Molecular function (GO): aldehyde dehydrogenase (NAD+) activity
Source: RefSeq, a predicted model, not a curated record